Molecule: messenger RNA, 3078 nt
Organism: Cyclopterus lumpus (lumpfish)
Lineage: Eukaryota; Metazoa; Chordata; Actinopteri; Perciformes; Cyclopteridae
Product: kinesin-like protein KIF2A
Biological process (GO): microtubule-based movement
Molecular function (GO): microtubule motor activity; ATP binding; microtubule binding
Source: RefSeq, a predicted model, not a curated record
CGAUGUGCUAUUCCUUCUAGCUAACGCUACGAAACGCUAGCUCAUUCUACCGCCUGCAUCUUCCUCCGCGACCAUAGACUGACAAACACAAGAAGCUCAUUCACCCGCCACAUAAUAAGUCUUUAAUUUGUUAACUGUUUAAGUAAUGUAGAAUGGCGUCGUGUUUUGGGAAGAUUGUCGUUGGUACUUAUGUGGAGAUAAAGCGCAGUGAUGGACGAAUACACCAGGCAAUGGUGACCUCACUGAAUGAGGACAAUGAGAGUGUCACAGUGGAGUGGAUAGAAAAUGGAGACACAAAAGGGAAAGAGAUCGACUUGGAGAGUAUAUUUGCACUUAACCCAGAUGUGGCUCCAGAUGAGGAAAUUGCCCCAAGUCCAGAAACUCCACCCCCACCUACACCCACAUGUGUGAAGGUCAACAAAAUUGCCAAGAAUCGUCGGACGAUAGCCCCUAUUAAGAAUGACACUCCGUCCAGGGAUAAUAGAGUGAUUCCAACCCGGGCCAGACAACCACAACCUCAACAACCAGAGCCUGCACCACCACCUCCAUCUCUGCAGCCUACACAGCUCACUCAAGCUCAGACACAACAGCAACUGCAGAAUGCGAGGAGGAAGUCAAACUGCGUGAAGGAGGUGGAGAAACUGCAGGAGAAGAGAGAGAGGCGCCGGAUUCAGCAACAGGAGCUCAGAGAGAAGAGAGCUCAGGAGGUGGAUACCACCAUCCCUAACUAUGAGAUCAUGUACAUGAUCCGAGAUUUCCGAGCCAGUCUAGACUACCGGCCCCUGACCACAGCAGACCUGAUUGAAGAGCACAGAAUAUGUGUUUGUGUGAGGAAACGUCCACUCAACAAGAAGGAGUUGGGCAUGAAGGAUUUGGAUGUGAUCACCAUCCCCAGUAAGGAUGUGGUGAUGGUUCAUGAACCAAAACAAAAAGUGGACCUGACCCGCUACCUGGAGAACCAGACCUUCCGCUUCGACUACGCCUUUGAUGACAGCACCACCAAUGAGAUGGUUUACAGGUUCACUGCCAGACCUCUAGUGGAGACCAUUUUUGAGAGGGGCAUGGCCACCUGCUUUGCCUAUGGGCAGACAGGCAGUGGAAAAACACAUACUAUGGGAGGAUUCUCUGGAAAGAACCAAGACUGCGAAGGAGUUUAUGCAUUAGCUGCUCGGGAUGUAUUUCUCAUGUUGAAGAAACCCAACUACAAGAAGUUAGAUCUACAAGUGUACGCAACCUUCUUUGAAAUUUACAGCGGAAAGGUGUUUGACCUGCUGAAUCGUAAAGCUAAGCUGAGGGUGCUGGAGGACGGCAAACAGCAAGUCCAGGUUGUUGGGCUUCAGGAGAAGGACGUCAAAUGCACGGAGGAGGUCUUGAAACUCAUAGAAGUGGGAAACAGCUGCAGAACAUCAGGGCAGACAUCAGCCAACGCCCACUCAUCUCGUAGCCACGGUUUCCAGAUAAUUCUUCGGAGGAAGGGCAAAAUGCACGGCAAGUUCUCCCUCAUCGACCCUCGCAGGCAAUGAGAGGGGGCGGAUACAUCUAGUGCGGACCGCCAAACUCGUCUGGAGGGAGCUGAGAUCAACAAAAGCCUGCUCGCCCUCAAGGAGUGUAUCAGAGCUCUUGGCCUUAACAAGCCUCAUACUCCAUUCAGAGCCAGUAAACUGACUCAGGUCCUAAGAGACUCUUUCAUCGGGGAAAAUUCACGCACGUGCAUGAUUGCAACAAUCUCUCCCGGUAUGACAUCCUGUGAGAAUACCCUCAACACACUACGCUAUGCUAACAGGGUGAAGGAGCUGGCAGUGGACACCAACCAAGUGAUGGAGGGGGGUCGACCCAACAUCCAUCCUGUCAACCAGCUGGAUCUUUUAGACGAGGACUGGCUGAGUAUCUCGCCGCAAAGAGACGACCUCAAACUGCUCUGUCAGCAGAAUGAGGAGGAAGUGUCUCCGCAGCUCUUUACUUUCCAUGAGGCAGUGUCUCAGUUAGUGGAGAUGGAGGAGCAGGUCCUGGAGGACCACCGAGCGGUUUUCCAGGAGUCUAUCAGAUGGCUAGAAGAUGAAAAGGUACUUCUGGAGAUGACAGAGGAGGUGGAUUAUGAUGUGGAGUUGUAUGCCACUCAGCUGGAGCAGAUCCUAGACCAGAAGAUAGAAAUCCUCACUGAGCUCCGAGAUAAAGUGAAGUCAUUCCGCUCUACACUCCAGGAGGAGGAGCAAGCAAGUAAGCAGAUCAAUCCCAAGAGGACACGUGCUCUUUAGUGGAAAGUGGCACAUACAGAAGCAAACACACUUGAUGUCCAGCACAACUCGGGCUGUCUCCAGCAGCCGUGAAAUUGGAAUAAAAGGACAGACUGAUGUACCAACAGGCUCAAGGAAUUGCAUUUAUUUUGAUCCCUCUCCUAACAAAACUGGCUGUUCAUUCACUAUGGUCUCGUUAGAAAACUUAGGAAGGACAAUAGUUGUAUUUCCUUCAUGGAGAAUGUAUAGUCUCCCCUCUCUGUUAUUAAAUUAUUUUCUUUUAUACUUGUUUGUACUUUCUUUGAACAGAAUAUUUUUCACCUGGUUUCAGAAGAGAUCUUCAUUGAACAUGUUUUUACGGUUUAACUUACAAAACCAGUCUUUGAUUUCUGGUUGCCCUGGCUGACAUGUCUGCAUGUGCACUCUGAUGGCGUGCGUACGUACGCCACUGUCGUUGGUUUUUAUGCUUUUGGGUCGUCAGUUGGCAUUGUAAAGUCAUUAUUAUUAUAAGCGGUCUCUUCUCUCUUUUUCUUCCUUCUCAGAGCUUUUACCAGUUCGGAAGAAGCCUUUAACCACAACGUGCUUCUUCCUGUGUAUUUCUUUCCUUAUGUCCCUGAGUAUUUUACAUGUAGUUUCGCUCUGUGGCAACUGAUUUAAAAACUCGUACUUGACGUAAACAAUGUUUUCCACCCGUUUAACACUGUUAUAAAAACUGAAACUAGAAAAAACUGCUAUUAAUACAUGUAUAGUAAAAACCAUUGCUCUACCAUCGGUUGUGUUUCAGUGUUUGCACCGGAUGUAAUGUAAUGCUGGAUGAAGAAUAAAGGUACAUGUUUCAUUUAAA